Nematocida ausubeli is the source of this 735-nucleotide messenger RNA. RefSeq lists its product as uncharacterized. The transcript has a single exon. The record is from RefSeq and is a predicted model, not a curated record. Bases 1 to 735 code for a protein of 244 amino acids. Lineage: Eukaryota; Fungi; Microsporidia.
AUGAAAGGAUUGGUUAUUCUAGUCAUGCUAGGUGCUAUUUAUGGGUUUAUUGAGCAGUACAAGCCAAACUCGCCUAUAAUUAUCAUAAAAGAAUUGAAAAAGUCAACUGUGACUUUAUCCGAUGCCAAGGUGUAUCUUAGAAAAAAUGACUCCUCCAAGUGGAUGGAGCCAAAGGAGUUUUACAGCAUGGAUGAAGAUGCCAGCUCUACUAUGUCAGAUGAGCACUACAGAGACAUUCGGGUGGAAAUGGCUGUCUUUGAGUCUCCGUCAAAAGACUGGAAGGCAUUAACAAAAGUAGGAGUGGAUGUGUACACUUCUAAAAACACACAGCAUGGAUCAAAAGUAAACUUUUUAUGGACAUCUACACACGAGAACUACCAUAUGUUUUUAUUCAGAGUGUACAUUGACCCUAAUCCGAAUGUUGAAAUCGGAAUAGAUGUAGUGACAUAUGAAGGGCGCCCUGAGGAUCCCAGCAUAUAUUCGCACACAGACUCUCAGAUAAAGAACAAAGAGAAGAGAAUAGCUGAGUGUAUAAAUGUAUCAAAAGAAAUAUUAGACCUGCAGGAGAUAGACAAAACAGACGAACAGCAGUACAAAAAACUGUCUGGUGAAAUAUUCAAGAUCAUACUGCUGGCAGUCUUCUUAAAGAUAGGUGUGUUUAUCGGCUCAUUUUUAUUUAUCAACAAAAAGAUACAACAGUUCUACAUUGAUAAAAAGAUUGUUGUGAAGAGUUAA